This is a messenger RNA of Cynara cardunculus var. scolymus (artichoke), 1195 nucleotides long. Its product is annotated as probable ubiquitin-like-specific protease 2A. The coding region runs from base 277 to 1047 and encodes 256 amino acids. The record is from RefSeq and is a predicted model, not a curated record. NCBI's taxonomy places the organism in Eukaryota, Viridiplantae, Streptophyta, Magnoliopsida, Asterales, Asteraceae. Gene Ontology annotation, molecular function: cysteine-type peptidase activity. The transcript is spliced from 8 exons. Gene Ontology annotation, biological process: proteolysis.
AUUACGCCCGAUGUUGUUGAACGGGCCUAAAUUCUUACAUUUGUUCGCAUCCACGAGGGACGUAACUUGUGAAAUUUUGUAUCUUUCUUGGCUCCAAAGGGCUGAGGCUUUGCCAUAUAAAUGUCUAGUUUCCGCUUCGAUCUGACCGACCAUUCCACAUUGCGUAGUACAAGUGAGAGGAAUUCAGAAAAGUAGUUGCAUAAUUGCUAGAAGUUGAAGUUUCAAGAACUUCAAGGCGCUGUUAAAAUCCAAGUUCAUUUAGGGGCCGUUUACCCAAUGGCUUACCCGAAGAAUUACUUGAUGCAUUCACCUAUAUGUACAAGGACAAGAAGUAGAAAGAGAGUGGCUGACGGGCUUGACAACUCUCAUCAAGAUUCUUAUCGUCCAUGCAUCAUCACUCGUCAAAGAAGAGCGAGUCGCAACAAGGCAAUAAACCAUGAUAGGAAAUUGGAUUCAGGGGAAGUCUACAGUUACUUGGAGAAGUUAUGGCUUAGCUUUCCGGAAGAUAAAAAGAGUUCAUUCGCGCAUCUUGAUCCAUUAUGGUAUACUCUGUACUCGGAGAACUCCAACAAAGAAAAGGUGUUAAAUUGGAUCAAGAAGAAGGAUGUAUUUUCUAGAAAAUAUGUGGUUUUUCCCAUUGUUCAGUGGGGUCAUUGGAGUCUCUUGAUAUUCUGUCACUUUGGUGAAAGUUUAGGAUCAAAACUCAAAACUCCAUGCAUCUUGUUGCUGGAUUCACUGGAAAUGGCUGAUCACUCCAAGCAAGUGGAACCUGUAAUAAGAAAAUUUGUUCUCGACAUCUACAGGAAUCUCGAGAGGAAAGAGGAGACAAGUCAGUUGCGUAAAAUUCCCUUUUUGGUUCCCAAGGUUCCGCAGCAGAGAGACAACCGUGGAUGUGGAAUUUUUGUUCUUUACUAUAUAAAACUAUUUGUUGAGAAUGCUCCCGAGAGUUUCAGCAUAUCCGAUGGAUACCCAUAUUUCAUGAAGAAAGACUGGUUUAGUUAUGAAGGACUGGAUGAGUUUUGCAGAACUCUUGAUUCGUUCAAAUAGCGAUUAGCCGGUGGGGUCGAGUAAUCGUUUUUGAUAUAUCCUAUGAAAUGAUAAUCUUGUAGGAAAAAGUCUCAUUUUAGAGACCUCCUUUGAUUGAUACCUUAGAUGCUGUUUACUUUGAACUGAAGUGAAUCAGUGAAUGGUUUUG